AAAUAAAUAAACAUACAAACAGAUGCCCCCAAAACAAAAACCUAAAAGGAUCAGAAAAAUAAAAAUUACAAACUCCAAAAAGCUCUCUUGACUUUACGAUUCCCAUCUUUAGUAGUACUUCACAUGCACACAGUAGUACCCCCCUUACCCAUUUCAACUCGUAUCCUUGUUCUAUUUCACAGUAGAAAUCUGAGAUCAUUCUUCUGCUACGAAUGUCUCUCCGGUCUACAAAGAUUUCAAGUAGAAAUACAGAGAUUACCUUUUACGAAAUGAUCAAUUUGUAAAAAGGGUGGACAAUCAUCAUGAUUUUAUAAAUUCUUACUUCUAUAUCUACCGGAGAUAAUAAUAAGUUUAGUAGAUCGUAGUUUACUGAUAGAUAGUACUAGUAACCAGUUUCUUAGACGGAGAUUGCUGUCGAUUUCGUUUAUUCAAUCUGAGAAGCUUAUAACCGUCGCAGACAACUCUAUCAAGAAUCUGAAAUUUUCAUUGGAUUUAAGUGUGGCUUGAAAGGACAGAAUCCAAUGUAAAUUUCUUCAAGGAAUAUUGAAACGAUUAAGCUGAAACAGUAGUAGUCUCGUGUAAACGAAAUCGAACAGUAGUCUUUUUCUGCAAUUUCGUAAGCCUUGCUUAUCAAUAAUAUGCCGGUUAUUGAUGAUAAAGAAAUAAGAAGAAACGUAGAAGUGACAGAGAAAGAUAAAAAGAAUCAGUAUCAAGCAUGAAGCAUCAAGAAACUCGCAAUCUCAAGUCGGAAUCUGCCAAACAGAAAGAAAGACACAUCGUUACUUGGACUCAACAGGAAGAUGAUAUCUUAAGGGAGCAGAUCAGUAUCAAUGGAACUGAGAAUUGGGCUAUUAUUGCAAAUAAAUUCAAGGAUAAAACAACCAGACAGUGUAGAAGAAGAUGGUAUACUUACUUGAAUUCAGAUUUCAAGAAAGGAGGUUGGUCACCAGAGGAAGACAUGGUUUUGUGUGAGGCUCAGAAGAUAUUUGGCAACAGGUGGACUGAAAUUGCAAAGGUAGUUUCAGGCAGAACAGAUAAUGCAGUGAAGAAUCGGUUCACUACCCUGUGCAAGAAACGAGCGAAGCAUGAGACAAUAUUGAAAGAAAACAAAAGUUUAUGCACCAACCCGAAUAAUAAGAGGGUUUUAUUUCAAAAUGGGCUUGUUACAGAUGGAACAUCUGAAUCUACUGCACCUCUGAAGAAGAUGAGGACCAACAUUUCUGAUGUAGCCGAAAAUUGCGAUCAUGAAGGAAGAUUACUUGGGUUGUGUGGGACGACAGACGCUCAACAGCUGAGACCACCCUUUGCAGUAAUAUUUCCAAAGUCUCAUGGGGUUGAUAACUUGCCAACUCAGCAACAUGUCAGCAACACCAUUAGCGUAACAUCAACAGAUGUAGGCAAGAGUAAUGGUCAAGCUACAUUUCUUAAACGGAACGAUCCAAGGAUCACGGUUUUAAUGCAACAAGCGGAACUGCUCAGCUCGCUUGCAGCAAAAGUCAAUUCAGAGGGCAACAAUCAAAGUCUUGACAAUGCGUGGAAGGAACUUCAAGACUUCUUAAACAGAAACCACAAAAGCAAUCAACUACAAAGUGAGUUGCCAGACACAGAUUUUCACCUAGAAGGCUUGAAGGAAUUGAUAGAGGACUUGAGAAGUAAUACCUUUGGAGGCCACCUACACUGGAGACAACAAGAUUUACACGAGGAGUCUUCAGGCAGUUCUGGAAACAGCACAGAAUCAACACUCCAGUCUUCAGCAGGCGAGAAAAUUGAACUACCUCAGGGUGAGGUCUGUUCAUUAUACCAAGCUACUGGUGUUGAGCCACAGUCCAUUACAUUACUAGAGAGUGAUGGUACUGGUGGUGAGGAUGGGUUCUUGUGCUCUGGAGUUGCCAAUGUUGGGGCAGGUAAUAACGCUGAUGCAGGUGGUUCGGAAGAAUUUCACACUGGGACGGUAGUUACUCAAGUUGGACUCUUAGCGUCCUCUGCUGAGCCAAAAGGAACUGAUCAGCUUGUUCCUGCCAUGUCAAAUGCUGAAUUCAGUUCCCCAGUCAAAGUAACCCCACUUUUCCGGUCAUUUGGAGCAGCAAUUCCAACCCCACUAUUUUCUGAAAGUGAAAGAAAUUUCUUACUGAAAACGUUUGGUUCAGCAUCAUCACCCCCCAACCCAAGUUCAAACCAUUCCCAACCACCUCCAUGCAAAAGAUCCCUCCUCCAAAGUCUCUAAUAACCAGUUCCAAUUUCUCAUACCUAUAACCUUUGUGAUGGAGAAAAAGUUUAGCUCAUCUUCUGAGCACUCAAUUUCCCAUAUACAGUCCUUUUUUAAUCUGUUUUCGGUUGAGUUUAUUUUUGAUGAUACGCAGACAAUUAUUCGCCUGAUUUUAUCAAAAAGGCGUCUUAUGAUCUGCAUUAACCCUUCAGUCAUAGUGUGUUCUGUCUCUGCUAAUCAACAGACACACGAACACCUUUCAAAAUACUCGCAUUGAGUAUCAGUGUGUUUUGCCUAAUUCUUUUAAUCGUUCUAAUCUUCCCAUCGAAGAUGUCUUUCUGGUUUAAUUUGUAUCCAGAUUUCCCGUGAUAUGAUUAUGUACAUAUCAAGCAUUAUAGAGUCACUAGGUUUUUUAAGAGUGUGACUAAUUACAAAAAUAGAUAGACACCUCCCAUUCAAUCAAGGGAGAACAAAUCAACAAGAAGUUGAAAGCUACGUCAAUUCUCGGUUUUAUUUCGGGGUGCAGAGAAGGUAUAGAAUAAGAAGAAGAUUUUAGUUUGUGUUGUAUUUUCCUGGUUGUUUGAGGGAUGUAAGAAGAAGGCUGUAACUUUCAAAUGGAGUAUGUUAUAUUGGUUUUGUGUGGUAUGAAGCUCUUGUUCUACAA
Messenger RNA from Papaver somniferum (opium poppy), 2870 nucleotides. Its product is annotated as transcription factor MYB124-like. Gene Ontology annotation, biological process: regulation of DNA-templated transcription. The coding region runs from base 716 to 2224 and encodes 502 amino acids. Gene Ontology annotation, molecular function: RNA polymerase II cis-regulatory region sequence-specific DNA binding; DNA-binding transcription factor activity, RNA polymerase II-specific. The record is from RefSeq and is a predicted model, not a curated record. The transcript has 12 exons. Gene Ontology annotation, cellular component: nucleus. Lineage: Eukaryota; Viridiplantae; Streptophyta; Magnoliopsida; Ranunculales; Papaveraceae.